Messenger RNA from Cottoperca gobio, 1374 nucleotides. It is a transcript of the gene foxa3, whose product is annotated as forkhead box A3. Gene Ontology annotation, molecular function: protein domain specific binding; DNA-binding transcription factor activity, RNA polymerase II-specific; transcription factor binding. The coding region runs from base 1 to 1374 and encodes 457 amino acids. The transcript is spliced from 2 exons. NCBI's taxonomy places the organism in Eukaryota, Metazoa, Chordata, Actinopteri, Perciformes, Bovichtidae. The record is from RefSeq and is a predicted model, not a curated record. Gene Ontology annotation, biological process: cell differentiation; regulation of transcription by RNA polymerase II; anatomical structure morphogenesis.
AUGUUGAGCUCUGUGAAGAUGGAAGCACAUGAUCUACCAGAGUGGAAUACUUUCUACAGCGAGGCCAGUGAGAUGUAUUCUUCUGCCAGCACUAUGAACUCUGGUCUUGGCUCCAUGGGCUCCAUGGGCACCAUCAACAGCUACAUCAACUUGAACCCGGCCACCGCCUCCCCUGCAGGCAUGAACAUGGCGUACCCAAGCUCCAGCCUCAGCAGUUCCCCACUGGCCUCCAUGGGCUCCGGGCCCGGCCACAUGUCCCUCUCCCCAGUGGCUUCGUCCCUCAGCUCGGGCCCUCUACACCAGCUGGGCACCGCUGUUCCAGGCUCCCUGGGCUCCUUGUCCCACUACCAGAACAUGAGCCAGUCCAUGAGCCAGCUGGGAUACCCCUCCACUGCAAGUCGGGCCGGGCCCAAGGAGAUCCCACCAAAGCCCUACCGACGCUCUUUGACCCACGCCAAGCCGCCGUAUUCCUACAUCUCCCUCAUCACCAUGGCCAUCCAGCAGAGCGGCAGCAAGAUGCUCACCUUGAACGAAAUCUACCAGUGGAUCAUGGAGCUGUUCCCCUACUACCGUGAGAAUCAGCAGCGUUGGCAGAACUCCAUUCGCCACUCGCUCUCCUUCAACGACUGCUUUGUGAAGGUAGCUCGCUCGCCGGACAAGCCAGGCAAAGGCUCUUACUGGACUCUGCACCCGCAGUCAGGCAACAUGUUUGAGAACGGCUGCUACCUGAGGCGCCAGAAGCGCUUUAAGAUCGAGGAGAAGUUGGCGAAGAAAGGAGGGAAGAGCCAGGAGGGGGGCUCGGGGAAAAGAGAUCACAUGGUGGAGGAUCACAGCCCCACAGGAGGAUCAGAGGGAGCUGACUCUGCACACUCAGACAACUCCCACCCAGGCUCUUCAGACGACCAGCCGCAUCCCCGAAACUCUCUGGUUCCACUAGACUGCCCUUCACUGUCCUCCUCACACCUCCACAGCCCGCCGAUCUCCCUGCCGCCCUCCUCCUCCGCCUCGUCCUCCUUGUCCCUCUCAGCCACCACCUCCUCCAACGCGCUCCUUCACCCCCAGUCCUUAGUGGGUGGCGGCGCCCACCUCCUGCCCAGUGCCAUGCAGCAGCACAUGGACCUACAAAAUGAUGCCCUCAAGUCUCUGGACCCCCACUACAACUUCAACCACCCCUUCUCCAUCACCAACUUAAUGUCCAACGAGCAGAAGAUGGACCUCAAGUCCUACCAGGACCAGGUGAUGGCCUACAACAGCUACGCCAACGGCUCUCCUGUGGGAGCCAAGCAGAUCUACGACAGCCAAGGGCCGGCCACCAUGGACUCAGGCGCUUACUACCAAACUCUGUACAGCCGCUCAGUGCUCAACGCCUCCUAA